This is a messenger RNA of Paramecium octaurelia, 696 nucleotides long. The record is from the annotation of a GenBank genome assembly. Lineage: Eukaryota; Ciliophora; Oligohymenophorea; Peniculida; Parameciidae.
AUGAAAUUGCAAAAAAUACUUUAAUCUCAUAACAAAAACAAAAAGGUAUGUGUAGUUCUUUAAAAUUUAGGAAUAAUAAAAUCAAAUCCUUGGUUUGAAUCUAUCAUUUUCUAAAAAUAACUUAUGGCGAAAUGUUGAAUUUAGAAGUUCCACUUUUAUCAAAGUUAAUAUGUAGAAAAUAUUUUUAUCGAGGGUAAAUGUAACAUACUUAAUCAGCUACUAAUUGAGGAGAUGGAGAAGUAGAGAAUACUUUAGAGAGAAAAAUGUAUAAUAUAAUUGAUAUUAAGUGCAUAAUCAGAAUUAUUAAGAGUUUACAAUAACAAAAGAAGGUAACGACUGGUAUUAUUAAUGUGUCGAACUAAUAGGGAGUAAACUUGAAAUAAUAUACUUAGAUUUAAUCAAAUAUAUGAGAACUAUAAUAUUUGAAUGAUAGAUAAAGGUGAUAAUCUAAUGUAUAAGACCACUUUCAGCAUCUGCAAUGAUGUGAAACACUUUGCUAGCAAAUAUAUUUUGGAAACUAAUUGAAAUAAUUUAUCUAAAAUUAAUCCUAAUUUCUAGGCAUAAUAAUAAUCAAAGAAGUUGGAACUUAUACUAACAAAAAGUGAAACCUAUGUUGAAUUUAGUUCUAAGAAACUUCAGACUAUAGCUGGAGCUUUACAUAUAAUCAACAAGUUGCUGAGAAAAGAGAGCAGAAUU